Cottoperca gobio is the source of this 4429-nucleotide messenger RNA. RefSeq names its product major facilitator superfamily domain containing 13a-like (gene mfsd13al). The transcript is spliced from 7 exons. The record is from RefSeq and is a predicted model, not a curated record. The coding region runs from base 241 to 1707 and encodes 488 amino acids. Lineage: Eukaryota; Metazoa; Chordata; Actinopteri; Perciformes; Bovichtidae.
UCACCCGAAGAAACAUCGUGACAUGAAGACAUCAUCAUUAAGUGAGACAGCUGGAAGCUCAGUGCUGAACGCCUUUCUGCUCUGGAAUAUUGACUAACUUCACUAUUGUUGCUAUUAGCAGUACUUUGAAGCAAUGCUAAACAACAACAAGAGCGUAACAUAAUUAUUGCAAGCUGCAACCUUCUUCCGCUCGAGCUGGUUAGACCGGCAAGUCAUUUGGUUGUUACCACUUGGGCUGUCAUGGCCGUGGAGGAAAAACCUGCUUCCGGAAACAUGAAUGUAGUCCGACUUCUGUUGAAUUUUGGGCUCAAUCCUGCUGCUGUGGCUUAUGCCAUGACUACACUGGGAUCUGGCAUGAUAAACAACAUAUUCAGCUUCUACUAUGUCAAACUCUUUCUCAAUAAGUACAAGAUAUCAGAGGGAGCGUUCCACCAAUCACAAGUUGUGUACAUGCUGUGGAAUGCAAUCAAUGACCCUCUCUUUGGCUACCUGCAAGAUAAUUCCAGGGUGCCCUGCUGCUCUCAGCGACGUCUCUCCAUCCUUUAUGGUGCUCCCCUCUACUCACUGGCUUUUCUACUAGCCUGGUUCCCAUGGCAUACCUAUGCCCCCGGUGACUGGCUGAGUGGCCUACACUUGACAGUGGCACUGUGUGCUUUUGACGCCAUGCUGACUUUUGUGCUGCUGGCACAAUGUGCAUUGUUUGCAGAGAUUUCCAGCCACCAUCAGAGCCGAAUAAGACUUAUAAAGUACAGCCAGGUGGCUUCUCUCAUUGGUUCCUCCAGUGUCCUCUUCUGUGGUGUGCUGUCUAAAAAUAUGGAGGACUUUGCGUCCUUCCAAGCCUUCACAGUGCUGAUCGCUAUCCUGAGCUGUGGCUGCAUGCUCUACACGGGCCUCCACAGUGAGAGCCGCUUCGACAAAGGAUCUGAAUCGGAUGCUCCGGGGUCUGCUGACCAGACUUCCCAUCAAUCAGCAAUUUCCUUCUCCAUGUUAAAAUCAUUGACGUGGCAAAUUCUGACCAACAGGGACUUCCAGCUUUUUGUGUUGAUGAACUUCUUCCAGGUUUUCAUGUUAGCUUUCUUUAAUAAUUUUACCAUGAUAUUUGCUGACCAGCUGAUUCCUCCAAAUGCGCUCCCAUCACUUGCCAAGAGCAUCAUGUAUGGAGCGGGAUUCAUCUGUCCACAGCUGUUAGUGUUGAGCUGUCAGAGUCUUCUCAGCAGUCUCGGCUACUACAGGAUCAUCCUCUUCACCUUCUACUUGCAAUCUGGAAUGGCGGCUAUCAUGCUCGCACUCGGUCCUCAGCACUACUAUAUCCUGGCAUUCUUCCUCACCGUUAAUAUGGUCAUAAUCCAGGCAGCCUUCAGUCUUUUUGGCUUGCCUUUGGCUGACAUCAUUGACACAGACAUGCAGAAGUACAAGCGCAGUUCCCCUCUGUCCUCCAUGGUGUUUGGGACGAAUGCUCUGUUCACAAAGCCGGCUCAGUCUCUGGCUCCAAUGAUAGUGCUGAAUAUCCUCAACCAGUUUGGAUACGAGCAGCUGAAGGAUGCAGGAAGGGAUUCUAAUCCAAGCGCCUCGCAGAGCCUUCACAGUGUCAUGUUCUACUUGGUGUGUCUGGUGCCCAUGUGUGUCGCUGCCCUGCAAGCUCUCGCUUGGAGACCGUUUUCUAUACGCAGCAGUCACACAGUUGACACAAAGUACGUUGAUAACUAACUUAUUAUAUGAUAUUUUAUCAACAGGCAUUUGGGUAAAUUAUUUUCUGCUAAGAGAUUAUGUUGAAAGUAAUGUGUAAAUGUCUGUGAAUCCUGAGUUGCUCUGAAUAUAUACUGAAAGUACAACUGUAAAGCAUCUUUGGUGUGCUGACGGGUGACACCCAGAAGAUGAGCUGUAAACUAUGAAUCUAUGUAAAGCGGAGAGACUCUUUCCUUUCAAACACUUCCUGGAUAACUGGACCAAAUGUAGCAGAAAUCAUGCCACUUUAUAUUCCUUGAAAUCAUCUUCCUUGGAAGAAUCCCAGUCCUGCAGUCUUUUACAGAUGUGUUAAAUGUCAUAAUCUUUGUCCAGUCACUGACCUCAGCAGCUAAUUGGCAGGAACAUCCUGUACGACUGCUGUGCUCUGCAGAAAAAUAGCAAUUCCUCAGAGGGCGUGUGAAAAACACUGUUUUGUUUUUAAAGCUUGAGUGCAGGACUUUUGUCUCCCCCUAUGGGAGUGAGAGUAAUUACACAAACACCGUCAAUGCUGCUUUUGAGGUACACCAUCAGGUGAGCUCGCCGCAUCUCCUCCGCACACAGGAGUCUUGGUCCUUGCCGUCGGUCGCUUUCUUGUUUUCACUUUAAUCCUCCUCUGUGCUUAGUUUCUUUUUUUUAUCUGGAGCAGCCACUCCAAAAAACUUUUCUUUGACUCUUAGAAUUUUCUGCCAUUGCUUCCGCCAUACUUGUAGCUGCUGCUCCAUCACUAGGGUCUCUUCCUCUUCCUGCCCCCUUUAGCUCUGGCUGGUUGACAUAAAACCCAUCCCAACUUCGGUAUACUGCGAAAUACAGAGGGCUCACCCUGGCGGCGAUAGGAUCAAUCUGUAUUUUGUGAACUCCGUUCAUUUAUAUGUAAAUGUCCCGCACUCCAGCUUUAAUAGAGGAACUGUAGUUAUUCAAACAUUGAAACUUAGUGUAAAUUAGAAAGUCGCUACAGAAAUUGUCUAACAGCAUCCUGAAACAGUCAGCUGAAACAGACGUGAUACAUACUGGCAGUGGAAAAUAGGAUGUGUCUUCCAUUUCUCUUCUACCAAGACAAAAGCUGAACAUUGAAUACUUACUGUAGACUGAGUACUGACUACCUCCUCUGUAAGCACAUUUACACCAUAUGGUGUAGGGGAAACUAGGUACAAAAACAUAAAGUGCAUUCAGUUGGAUUUUUUCAGUCCAGGGCUUUCCCAUUCCAGGGUUGACUUUUGAUUGUAUGGUUUUAGGAAAUUGUUGUAUUGCAAUACACACAAAAAAGACAUAUCAGCUGACAUCUGUAAUGCUUUUUCCACUAACAUAUCAUGUUAUAUCCAUCUUUUUCCAUAGUGUAAUCAAUUUUUUCUUUAAUUGACAUUCGUUUUUAUAUAAUAUGUAACAAUGCGGAAGUAAUAACAAAUGUUAUUCAAAUCUAAUUUCAUAAUUUAAGUAAAUAAUAGGCUCAACUUAAUUUUACCUGAAGAAACCAGGUGAAACAAAUAUCCCAAACAUUUGAUUUGAGUUAAAAUUUCACUUUAUUUUCCAAAUCUUUUUCUGAAAUGUGUCCAAGAUGCAUUCCAAGAUGUAUACGCUGUUUCUAAUCCACAACAUUUAACCAAGCAAAUACUACAAACGUAUAUUACAUCAGACAUUAUGCACUGCAGUAAAUACCACAAUCAUCAGCUCUAAACAUCGGCAAAAUUACAAAUUGCAUUUAUAGUAAUUCAAUGUAAUGCUCUGAUGUUCAUUUACAUCAGUGGCGCCUUAACAGACCUUCGUUUCACUGCGAAUAAUAAUAUUCCAAAGAAAAGAGUCAAUGCCCACACACAUCACCUUUGAAUUGAUUGAUUUAUUUAUUGUGGGUGUUGCCUUCUACUUAUCUUCCCUUUAAAUGAUUACCAGCACUUGAGUAACAUAAAAAAAAUGUUUUUAGUCAAUGCAUGGCUCACACCAUUUAAGCUUUAAAAAAUAGGAGGCAGAAAGGGAAGAAUUCACACAAGCUCUGAACUACAGAUGCUUGAAAUAAUGGUAUACAUCCAAAAUGUUCAUAUCACAGCUUUAAAAAGUGUAAAAAAACAAAAAAUGCACAUAGACAUGUAACAUCCACUUUGACUUUAUAAAGUAAAAUCUAAUGUUAACUGCCUGGUUACUUUCUGUGGGCAUUUGCAGUAAACAAACAGCAAGAUACCUCACAAACACAUCAGGUUGUUGAAAUGUUGCCUUACUGUAAGUUCUUUGUAAGUUAAUGAUGAUUUUUCAUAGCAAAUACAACCUUUAGCUUUGUUAAUGUAACAUUGUCUACUGAAAGCUGUACUGUAUUGUAUGUGAGGUCAUAUGUAAUGUGCCUUAUAUGUCAUUACAGUGUUUUUAAUGAUCAAUGUAUAAUCAAAUUACAUCUGAAUGUGAAUUCUUCUGUUUUAUUUCAAAGGUUUUUGGAAGUGUUUGAACACAAUUAUGCCGGGACUAUUGAUACACAUGUGUGCUUUACUUAUUUGUUGAGAAAAGUGUUCAAAGUAUUACCAUGAGUCCUCUCAAGGGAACUGACAUUGUCUUCUGACAGCUUUUGAUUUCCACACUUUUGAUUUUCACUUUCAUUAGUGCAAAUGUGCUACUUUCUAUUCUCUCUAUUCCUGAAAGUACAGUACACAAGUUUUGUUUCUUCCUAUCAAACGGUUUAUAUGGAAUAAAUUAAAUAGAUGAAUUAAAAAACUCUAAAGAUGGA